This is a messenger RNA of Schizosaccharomyces octosporus yFS286, 3359 nucleotides long. RefSeq lists its product as uncharacterized. Bases 195 to 3215 code for a protein of 1006 amino acids. NCBI's taxonomy places the organism in Eukaryota, Fungi, Ascomycota, Schizosaccharomycetes, Schizosaccharomycetales, Schizosaccharomycetaceae. The record is from RefSeq and is a predicted model, not a curated record. The transcript has a single exon.
GUUCCUGUCUAAAGCAAACUAUCCUCUGGAAGAGGUAAAGGCGCCUUUCUUCCAGAAUAGUACAAAUUAGGAUAUUUGAGGAAGAUAGAAUUAUAAUAUAAAGAACUUAAUCUUAGUCAGAGAUUCGUAACGUGGCCAUUGAAGGUCAAUUGGUAUGCUGAAUCUAAUUUUUUAAUCUUCCGAACAACUCAAACAUGUCAACGGAGAACAUGAAAAAUCAAACAAUGAAUCAUUCUAUUGCCGAAAUAUCAAUUGAACCAAUGCGUUAUGGAGUGAGCUUGAGCCCUUCCUAUAACAGCAGAUGGUCAGCACCAUCUGACAUUCUUUUUCAAAGAUUUCAUACCAGUCCAGAUGUUCCUAAAAAAGCGGAUGAUAUAAUUCAAUCCCUUACUUAUUUAGAUUCGAAACUUACGGAGCUUUCAAAAUUGGUAUUACCGAUUCCGCUUCAAACGGGAAGUGCAAUUGAUUUGAACCAAAUUCAAGUGCUUUUCAAAAAUAAUUGGGUGUUAAACGAUCCCAAAUAUGCAAAAUUUGAAUCUUUUGUUAAGCAUCUGAAACAAAGCCUGUUGGAGCUUCAAACUGAGAAGCAGGAUAUUUCAAGUCAGUCGCCUCGGGAUGACCCAUCAAUGAGCAAGAUAUCUUAUUCGUGCAAUGAAAAUAAUCAUGGAACAGAUUCACUUUCAUUAGAGCCUUCAGAAGGCCAACCGUCCGCAAGUAUGAAAGUUGAUGAGCUGGCUAAAGCAACUUACAUGCUUAGCCAGAUCAUGUUAGAAUACGGUCGUUUAAGUAACUGGAAUCACUCGAGAGAUGCAACGGUAUUUGAGUUCGUAUCGUGUUUUUCCAAAGAAAUCGAUAAAUUUCGUAAAUCUAUUAAUUAUAGCAUUAUCCACACGAAAGAACAAUAUUUAACGCUGGAAGUCGAAAAUACUCAAAGGAAUAAAGAAAUGAAUAUUAUCAGAGAAUCUCUAACUCAAACGGAAAAAGCUCUUAUUUUUAAGGAAAAAAGAUUAAAGGAUCGUCAGAUUGAGACGCGGGCUCUACAGCGAAAAAUUGAGAGUUUGAGAAACCUAAAUUGGGGACUUACCUCUAGGGUAAACCAGCUCACAAAAGAAAUCGAAGAACACCAGCACUCCUCUGAAGCUGUUCUGAAUAAGUAUAAUAGUUUAAAGCAAGAAUCGGAAGACUGGUUAGCGAAUAAGAAAAACGAAGACGCAAAACUUGCUGAGCUCAAAGCUUUGGUAAAAGGUUUAGAAGAUGAAAGAGCCAGUAAUUUGAAAAAAGAGGAUGAGCUUAAAGAAACACUCACUAAACGCGAGAAAGAUUUGGAACAGCUAAAAAUCUCACUCAACAAUGAAAUGGAUUCGAAAGCUUGUUUAGCUAUGCAAUUAGAGCAACUUCAUUUACAAAUUUCGCAACUAAACAAGGACAUCAGAAUAAAGGAUAACGAACUUUCAGAAGUUAAAACGUCUCUUCGCGCAAAUACGCUUUAUAUAGAUGAUGUCAAGGAAGAAUUGAGCAAGCAGAAAGCUGAUUACAUUUUUCAAGUAAAUGCAUAUAAACAAAGAUAUAAUCUGUUACAUGACAGCUUUCAAAAAGAAACUCAAGAGAAGUCGGAUUUGGAAUCUCAAAAUCAAUCUUUGCAUAAAGAAAUCAAUCUUCUUCAAGCUGAAAUUGAACAUCGCGACUUUGAGUUCUCCGAACUCAAUGACCAACUGAAUCAAGAUGAAACCCGAAGAAAUGAAACCACUGAGAAAUUAAACCGCUUAUGCCGGGAGAAAACUGACUUGUUGUCAAAAUUGCAUGUUCAAAAACACGCUUAUGAACUUCAAAAGGAAAAGUUUGAAAAGGCAUUAAAAGAACUUCAUGUCAAAACUCAAAAUGAAACUGAAUUCAGAAAAGAUAAAAGCCGACUAGUAUCAGAAUUAGCAUGGAUUAAAUCAGAAAAGGAAACGAUGACUUGUGAAAUUGCCGACGGUGCAAAGAAACAAACAGGGUUCGAGGCCCAAAUUGGUGAACUAAAAGGUGAACUAUCUAGACUACAGUCUAAGCAUCAAGAAAUUCUCUUGAAGUACAGUACAAUACUGAAUUCAUCAGAAGCUUUGCAAAAACAAGUGAAGGACCAAUCCGUGUUCCAAAGAGAAAUUGAAAGCUUUAAUCAACAGAAGGAUACCCUGCAGAGAUUUUUACUUUUUUCGGCUCAAUGUUUUGAACUAGACAUUACUGUAGAUGUCAAUGAGUUUUUCAGGGAUCUUAAGUCUGGCAUGAAGUGUUUUCAGUUGUUAUAUAAUAUGUAUAAAAGGUUAUGUAAACAAUGUGAUUUGCCUUUUAUAAUGAAUACCAAGCAGCUAAACGAAAAAGAAUUGACGAGAGACAUCCGGAUGUUGUCAGCAAAGGUUAGUACUUUACGCGAGUUGUAUGUUCAAAAGUCCAAGGAAGUGAAGAAAUAUGAUCUGGCGUUGAAGGCUUUUAUUGAUGAAAAAGCCUUAUUAGCGAACACAGUUGCAACAAGCCUUGAGUCUCCAUUGCGAGGAAUGGAAAACAAAAUGACGAAUCACGAAAGCCGAGUAAGCCAGUUAAUUAAAAGCUUUGAUACACCUCGAAGCUCCCCCACCAAACAGUCGUCAUUUGAAUUGAUGUUGAAAUCUCCUCCAUCAUACGAAGAGUCAACAAAAGUUCAAGCCGAGCAGGUAUCGAAGAAUGAUAGACAAGGAACUAUUGCAAUCAAUCAGACACUAUUAAGGGAAAACAAGCUUCUUAGAAACUUAGUGGAUCGUCUCAAUAAAGUUACUGGUAACACUUCAUAUACCAAUACAGAAAUGCAUACAGGCGUGGAAUGCUUAACAUACAAAUCACUAGAAGCAGCCUUUGAAACCCUUUCCGAUAGUAAACGUACUCUUCUAGUCGACCUGGCAGAAACAAAGAACCAGUUGGAAGAAGUUGACAGAAAGUAUCGAAAUUUACGACUGGUACUUAAUGAAGAACCUUCUUCCAAUAUGGACCACAUACUAAAUAAUAUUUCACCAGAUAACGAGCAUAUUGACAGCGAAGUACUAGUUCGAAAGUGUCAGGAGCAGUUACUGGAAGAGCUACGCAACGUUCGUAACUUGGAGAAGUUGUUGGCGGAAGAAAGAAUUAAGUCCAAUGAACUUUCUUUACAGUUAGAUAGACAGCAUGAAGAGUUGCUGUUGUACAAGUGCAAAGGAAAGGUGGAGUGAGUCUUAAAAAAGAACUUCUAUAUUCCGGUUGAAUAUUUAGUUAUGUCUCCCUAUUCAUUCAUUGAAAAUAUUGAUAUAGUAAAAUGUACACAACAAAUGAAUAAUAAAGCGCUUAAUUAGAUUAAUUUAUUCAGUUCAUCAACA